Molecule: messenger RNA, 1253 nt
Organism: Hippopotamus amphibius kiboko
Lineage: Eukaryota; Metazoa; Chordata; Mammalia; Artiodactyla; Hippopotamidae
Product: signal-regulatory protein beta-1-like
Exons: 6
Coding region: 1-1203 (400 amino acids)
Biological process (GO): positive regulation of T cell activation; positive regulation of phagocytosis
Cellular component (GO): plasma membrane
Source: RefSeq, a predicted model, not a curated record
AUGCCCAUCCCUGCCUCCUGGUCCCACCCUCCUCCUUUUUGCCUGCAGCUGACUCUACUGCUUGGACUCACAGGAGUAGCAGGUGAGGACAGGCUGCAGGUGAUUCAGCCUGAGAGGUCAGUGUCAGUUGCAGCAGGAGAGACGGCCACGCUGCACUGCACCGUGACCUCCCUGCUCCCCGUGGGGCCCGUCGCGUGGUUCAGGGGAACUGGGCCAGGAAGAGAGUUAAUCUACAAUCAGAAAGGAGGCCCCUUCCCCCGAGCAGCAACUGUUUCAGACGUCACAAGGAGAAACAAUACGGACUUUUCCGUCCGCAUCAGUAACAUCACCCCAGCAGACUCUGGUGUCUACUACUGUGUGAAGUUCAAGAAAGGAGACCCUAACGACACGGAGGUUAAGUCAGCACAAUCAUGUUCCUUGUUUAUAAACGUUCCUUUUGUAGCCAAGCCUUCUCCUCCCGUGGUAUCAGGCCCUGCCGUGAGGGCCUCACCUGAGCAGACAGUGAGCUUCACCUGCACAUCCCACGGCUUCUCCCCCAGAAACAUCUCCCUGAAAUGGUUCAAAAAUGGCAAUGAGCUCUCCGCCUCCCAGACCAACGUGGACCCAGAGGGAGACAGCGUUUCCUACAGCAUCUCCAGCACAACCAGGGUGCUGCUGGCCCCGGGGGAUGUUCACUCCCAGGUCCUCUGCGAGGUGGCCCACGUCACCCUGCAGGGGGGCCCUCCUCUCCGUGGGACUGCCAAGCUGUCUGAGACCAUUCGAGUUCCGCCCACCUUGGAGGUUACCCAACACCCCACAGCGGGGAACCAAGUGAACAUCUCCUGCCACGUGAACAAGUUCUACCCUCAGCGCCUACUGCUGACUUGGACCGAGAACGGAAAAGUGUCCCGAACAGAAACAGCCUCGACCCUCAUAGAGAACAAGGACGGGACCUUUAACCGGACGAGCUGGCUCCUGGUGACCUCAUCUGCCCACAGGGAGGCCGUGCUGCUCACCUGCCAGGUGGAGCAUGACGGGCAGCCGGCGGUCACCAAAAGCUAUACCCUGGAGCCCGCUGCUCCCCAGAAGGACCAGGGCACCACCAAUAAACCCCCUGGCCCAGAGCUGUCUUCUCCUCUCCUGGCAGCUCUCCUCCUAGGCCCCAAGGUGUUGCUGGUGGUUGGUGUCUCUGUCAUCGGUGUCUACAGGAAGUGCUGGGCUUGACUGUGCCACCAUAGUCUCUGCUGCCUCCUUCCCUCCCUGAGGGGCCCAGC